Molecule: messenger RNA, 5666 nt
Organism: Linum trigynum
Lineage: Eukaryota; Viridiplantae; Streptophyta; Magnoliopsida; Malpighiales; Linaceae
Source: the annotation of a GenBank genome assembly
CCUAUAAUUAAAAGAGAAAAAAACCCACAGGCCUAAUGGCCAAUAGCCCAGGCGGCCACUAACUCCCCAUCAUUACCUGUUGCAACGACAAGCUGCGAAAGAACAUUUUUAGUUAUGAAGAUAGUCAAGAAUGAUCUUCGAAAUCGGUUGAGUGACCAAUUUAUGAAUGAUUGUUUAGUUGUGUAUAUUGAAAAAGAUUUUCUUUGCAGUAUAAGUGAUUAAUGUAUUUUAGAGGCAUUUCAGCAGAUGAAAAGUCAUCGUGAUUCGUUGUAAACAUGCCAUUGUGAACUUUAUGAAUUAAUUUUUUUUAUUUCUACUUAAUUUUUUAUUUAAUUUAAUUUAAUUAUUAUUUUAUUUUAUUGGCGACACACCUCUCUGACAAUCCUGGGUCCGCCACUGGCUAAGCACAAAACAUGCACAACCCCUAAGUUGCUAAGCACAAGCAUGCACAAUCAUGGUGAAUAAUGCCUCAACAUUGAAUUGAACAAUACCCAAUAACAAUCAUCCAAACCACAUACAAGAAAACUACAUGGUAGAGUUAGGGUUUCACUACACCCAAGUGAAAGGAGGUCUACUCCAUGGUAGAAUUGGAAGAACAAAAUGGGAAAAAGGUGGAAACCAUCUUUGGGGAUGCCUCCUCUCUUCUUGACCCUUGAGUUGAGCUUUCCUUGGGGAAAUCUUCCCAAAAAUCUGCCUUCAAGCCAAACCCUAACCUUCUUCUUCCCUUUGGUUCUGUUUCUCUCACUAGAAUGCUGAAUGAGGUGUUUCUCACAAAAGUGGGCUCUCCCCUCUCUCCUCCUUUCAGCUCAGCUUUUAAACCCGAGAAGAGCUGAGUUCACGGCCGUAAACCAUCAAACGCGUCCGUGAACUCAAGGCGUGCGACAAAACACUCCGCAUCGCUCACGUCCGUUCACGGGCAACUGCUUGUGUUCACGGUCUUAGUGACCGUGAACUCACCUUGCGUCAGUAACCUUCACAUUGGCUCUGGACGCCUAGCGAUUCACAGUCAAGUCCCCUUCUUCACGGUCUUGCAAAAUCGUGAACUCCUUCAGUUAACCGUGAACUGGCGCUUUUUCACAUCUUCUUUCGGUUUUCGAUCCUUUUCGCCAAUCUUUCGACUCUGAGGCUGGUGUCACCUAUUAAAUCCUGAAACAUGAAGAACCUAGCGUAAAACCGACCUUUAAGGAGUGAAUUUGGCACAAACAUCUAAGUAAAACGGGGGCAAAUAUGUGCAAUUAGGCUCGAAUCACAGAUCUGCCUGCAAAAAACUUUUCUUUGGUUUUCAUUAAAAACCUGUCGAAUCUCUGUCCGGAUCCUUAAAAAAAUGGCUGAUUUUGUCGAAGAAGAGGGUAUUGGCUAUGAUGACUAUCAAGCGGUAUGUACUCAUUUUACCUAAUUUUUGUUGUUAUUGUAAUGAUUUUAUUUAAUUUAUAUACUAAUUGAUUUAUGUUGUUGUUAUGCUAUCGUAGGUUGGGCCGGAUGUUGAUAUAUACAAUCAACGAUAUUAUAUUGAUCAAGGACCGAUUGAUCUGACUGUUUUGUACGACCAAUCCAGUCAUCGUUCAAGGGACGUUUGGAACGACCACAAGGUACAUAUUAUUUAUCAUCACUUGUAAUUUUUAUUUUGUUAACGUAAUUUAUUUGUUUGUAAGAUAAAUUACUUAAUUAUUAAUCGUAUUGAUUAAUUUCAAUAAUUUAAAUCAAUACAAUACAACACUUAUUUAGACUCUUUAUAAAGAAAUGCAUGUCUAAGGAAAUAGGGUCUUAAGCGAUCAUCAUGAUCCUCCCAUUUUCUGGGAAAAUCGGGUUCUAAGCGAUCCUCGGAUCACCCCUUUUUCUGUCAAACAGAAUGUAUUUCUAAAGAGAUGUAUACCUCUCCUAACAGUCUUGUGAGUGUACUUGCAUUGCUCAAAUUCUUUUGAAAACAACCAAAACGAAGUACAAAAUGAUAUAUUUGAUUUUUAUGUGUAGUGUACAAAAAUAAUUUUACUUAAAUUUCGAAAAUAGUAUUCAUUUUAGUUAGCUUAAUAUUAAUGUUUAUUAAAUUAUGUCUAUUUCUCGGAAACAACCUUGAUUUCAUUAAUUGAUAUUGUUUUUUAUAAUAGAUUUAUAUAUGUAUAAAUCAUAAACUUAUAUUGAAAGUUAAAUUCUUCCCUAGGAUGCAUACCAUAUAGUCUGCUAUAGGGGUACGACGAAUGUGUUUGAAUGGAAUGAUGUCAUCUUGCCCUUUCUAAAAAUGGAAAGAUUGGAUCCCAUUAGGCACUUUAAUGGAAUAAAGAUCGACCGCCAACUCAUCACGAGAUUGGUAGAGAGAUGGCGAAAGAAUACACAUUGCUUCAAUUUUCGUGAAGGCAAGUGCACCAUCACACUUAAGGAUAUCGCCAUCCUAACCGAUUUACCCAUCGAUGGCGAUGUUAUUUGUGGGGAAAAAUCCCAGAAUACACUAGUUAGUAAAAAAAUUUCCCAAAAUACAGUACUUAUGAAAAUAUUUCCCAAAAUACAGCAGUUUGGGUAUCACCGUUGCGGACCAACACAGUGAAUUGCAUCACCGUUUUUGCCAAAAACGGUGAACCCUUCACCGCUGUCGUCCAAAACGGGGAAGUGGCGCAGAUCGCUGACGUGGACACGCGCGGGCACUUCACCAUUUUGAACAAAAGCGGUGAUAGCUCGCGCUGUCCACAUCAUCGAUCCGUGCCAUCCGGGCGCUUUACUGUCACUGGUUUUUCUCCCAGAUCCGACACCUCAAACCAAGCCACGUCAGCGAUCCGCGCAUUUCACCGCCCUCGAGAAUCGCGGUGAAUGCUUCACCGCUUUGGACCAGAGAGGGGAAUGCUCUGUGGUCCCCCUAUAAAUACCACCUCAUCCCCCCUCAUUCCAACCCACACCACCACUUUUAUACUUCUUUCUCCCUCCAUUACUUCACUCUAGUCUCGUUCUAAGUAUGCUUUGUGGUUGCGGCUAAGUCCGAUCUUCCACAUCAAAAAGAAUUACUAGAGUUGUAAUUUUGUUUUAAAUCUUUUGCUCUAAAGUUUCGUCGAUACUCUCUCCAGCUUUUCGACAAAAAAUGGACGAAGAGGCUCUGAGAGUACGAAAAAAAUUUCACCUUUGUUGAUGUUCUUUUAAAUGGGUUUGAAAUAUUCUAAUUUCAUUUCAUAUUUGUUUACAGAUGGGUGCUGAGAUAUACGACCCUUGUUUGUAUAUCGAUCCUGGCCCAAGGGAUCGCAAAUAUUUAAACAAGCAAGAACAACAUCGCUCCCGUGCAAUUUGGGACAAUAAUCCGGUAGACACUAUGUCUGUACCGUAUAAAUUUUUAAAUUAUUUCAAUAGGUUAGAAGUUUUUUUUUUAACAACAUUGUAUUUUUUUUGUUUUGUAGGAAUCACUUAUUCCCAUCAGUCAUCGAUGGGCAUGUCGAUUUCCUAAUGGCAUCCUUGUCUCGAGCCCUAUCUAGAAAGGACGAGAUUGCACAUGCUGAGGCAUUUCAUGCGGCUUGAUAUCGACAACGAUCUUCUUACGGCAAUGGCAGAGCGAUGGCGCCCCGAAGUGCAUACCUUCCACUUUCCCGAGGGGGAAAUGACGAUCACCCUCAGAGAUGUUGCCCUACUCACCGGGCUGCCGGUCAUGGGAGAGGCCAUCAUCGACAACUCAAGUAAACCCGAAGGUGGUUGGGGGUCGUUGAUUCUCGAGUUUUUGGGGUUCAACAUGCCGACCACAACGCCCAUUCAAGGGGUUGGGCAUCCACCGCUCAAUGCGGGGCAAGUUUCAAUCCCGUGGCUUGUUGAACACAUCCAACAGGAAGUGAAUUUAGGGCCAGACACCCCCGAAGAUCAGGUGGAGCGAUAUGCACGCGUCUACCUCAUUGGAUUGGUUGGUGUAUUUCUGUUCCCCGACAAGACAACCCAGUGGAUUCAAGGCAUGUGGUUGCCGUUGCUCCUCGGUGAUUGGGACGAGAUCGGGGGAAAGAGUUGGGGGUCGGCCGUAUUGGCUGGGAUCUACCGAGAGCUGUGCACUUGCUCGUGGUUGGGAGCGAAACAAGCUAGAGGUGCGAUGUUCAUACUCCAACUCUGGGCAUGGGAGCAUUUUCCAAUGUUCGCUCCCUGAGACCCGCGGGAAUUUUGGGGUCCGGAUGAGGAGCUACGCUUUCUAGCGAAUCCCCCUAUGGUGUCAAGUAAGAUUAAUUUACAUGCUAAUUUUAUUCCAAGUAUGCAAUUUUAGUAUUUUAGUGAAUUUAGAGAAUUUAGUUAUUUUAGUGAAUUUAGAUACAAUCCAACUAUGCAAUUUUAGUAUUUUAGUGAAUUUAGUGAAUUUAGAUACAAUCCAAUUAUGCAAUUUUAGUAUUUUUGUGAAUUUAGUGAAUUUAGAUACAGUCCAAGUAUGCAAUUUAGCAAAUUUAGAUUCAUUCCAGCUAUUUAGCUAAUUUAGUGAAUUCUCACAUGCAUAGCAACGCAUAUAUUCUUUUAAAAUAUCUUGUAUACGUACUUUUUCUUAAUAAGGUGGAUCGGAGCAAAUACAAACGACCACCAUCCCGAGCACUCCUUACUGUUUUAUCGUGCUGAGUUUGAUAAGCCUUGGUGGAACCAGGUAAAAAUGUCAAAUUGGAUCAUUUUAAAAAAUUUAAAUGGAUUAGGUUGCAAUUUGUACUAAAUUCAAAUCAUUAAUGAGUGUAGGUGACAUGGGAUCCAUAUCCACCUCAAGUCAUCGAGAUUCAUCGCCUUAGACACCCCCAGGAUGUAGAGACGUGGUUGUGCAAGGUGCCCUUGAUCUGUUGGCACAUGGUGUAGUGGCACCUGCCGGAUCGAGCAUUGAGGCAGUAUUGGAUGGAGCAAAUAAUUCCAUCAUCCCCACCUCAAAGGUUCAAAGAGCUCCAUGCCAUCGACCUACGGCACAAAUGAAAGAAUUGGAUCUACAAGCAUGAGUUCUACAUCAACAUUUGGGAGAAUAGAAUGAAUUGGGCUAUCCAAGGUUUACCGGAGACGAGGCCAAUGGGGUACCACGAUGGAUACAUGGUAUGGUAUCGGAAAUUCACACUUAGAUGGGUGUCAAAGUAAGGUGCUGUGUGGGGAGCGGUGGUAAGUGUUUCCAAUUCUUAAUCUUCGUCAUAUUCUUAUGCUUUUGUCCCUAGAUUACAUGCUUAGAUUUGAGUCAUGGCAAUUAACUUGAUUAGAUUAAUUUAUUGCAUUUUCUAAUUAUUUGUAUUAGGUUGAUGGCUUGGAACAUGCCAAGCACACUAUCAAGAGUGCAGCUACCAUGGACGAGCGGAAGACAUCUUUCCUACGAAGGCUUUUCAACAACCUGCUCAGCUGUACGCGAGAGCAAAGGAGGGAUGUCAUCGUAUACCCUUCGGUGCCUGCUCCGCCUCGACCUUAUUUCCGUGAUGAUGAGUGACUCGCUAAAAAACAACACCUAACAAUGGCCACGUGUAACCAAUGAAAGGGACUGCAGUAUAGUGGCACAAGUAAUAAAUAUCGAAUCCACGGGUCUCUAGAGUUACUAUUACUCAGCUUCAGCUCAUUAUCUAGCAAACUAGAUUAAGGAUUGAUUUACUAAACUACUCUACUAAUUACAAGUUGGGAACUCACUUAGGUAUGAUUCCCCCUAGCUCCUCAAUUAGGUCCAAGUUGCAAUUACCUUUGGUUGAUCUACUAUUGAUUAAACUGCGGAAGAUCCU